AUGUCUUCUUGUACUUCCCCAGAUCCACCGGACUACUGCUCCGCUGUAUCGCCUGAGCUUAAACUAUACCAGGCCUUCAUCUUCUCUGUGCCAGUUUUCUUCACAUUCGUCUUGCUUCUCUUCUUCUACUUGUUCUACCUGUGGCGGCGCAGAGUGAAUUGGCAGUCCUCGCAAAUGAGGGCUGAUAAUUUGAUCAGGGGGGAUAACCCUAGGUUGGAGUGUGGCAUAAAUAAGGAGAUGCGUGAGAUGUUGCCAGUUGUGAUCUUCAAGGAGAGCUUCUUGAUCAGGGAAACACAGUGCUCGGUCUGCUUAGCAGACUAUCAAGCAGAUGAGCGGCUUCAGAGAAUACCCCCUUGUGGUCACACCUUCCACAUCGAUUGCAUUGACCACUGGUUUUCUAGGAACACUACUUGCCCUCUUUGCCGAGUAUCGCUCCUGACUGCCCCCAGAGCUGCCAGCGUCGCUCCGACCGAUCUGGAAACACAAGCCAUCGAAGAGGACUGCUCUUCAAGUGCGCAGCAUCAUGUGGGCCUUAGAGAUGAGCACACGCGACCGGAGGAUCAGGCAGUGGACGGCAGGAUCAGUGACGGCCCAUCACAGCAGACUAACGUGGAUGCAUCAGUUAUUGUAGUCAUCGCGCCUCAAACAGCAGGGUCUCCAAGUUCUUGCCACUUGUCUGCCGUGUAA
Molecule: messenger RNA, 687 nt
Organism: Triticum turgidum subsp. durum (durum wheat)
Lineage: Eukaryota; Viridiplantae; Streptophyta; Magnoliopsida; Poales; Poaceae
Source: the annotation of a GenBank genome assembly